CUUCAAAAAAACAGAGAAACCGUUAAAACGGAAAAUCUAAUGGGAAAUGGAAGGAGAUUUUGGUUUUGGCGGAACAAUCAAUUUCUGGCUUGGGCAUUGAAAGAGUUUGGAUCUUCUUCUUGCUGUUCAUGCAAAUUACAAGUCCUCAAGCUUAAGAAUGGAGCUAGUAGGAUGCAAUCCUCCAGGGCGCCGGCGCCGGAGAGGUCCUCCGUGCUGAAUUUCCUCCGCUCAUAUUCCACCACCACUGAAACACAACCUCAAUUAUCUAUUGAUCUUGUCAAGAUUAUGGAGCAAAGAUUGUCAGCUAUUGAGCAGAGGAGUUGUUAUCUUAUGGGCCUCAUAAAUAAGCCAGAAGCCUCACCAGCAGAAUAUUCAACGGCAAAUAAGGAGCUCCGCAAGCUCAGACAUUCACUAGAUCUUAUUAAUCAAUUGAGGGCCAAACAAAAGGAGAUUAAGGAUUUGAAGUUGGUGAUAACUGAGUGUCAAGACGAUAGAGACAUGAAAGAGAUGGCUUCCGAAGAACUGAGCCAAGCCAUGGAAGAAGAGAAGAGACUACAAUGUCUCCUCCUUAAACAUCUACUUCCCAAGGAUGAUGCAGAUGAACGUGACUGCAUAUUGGAAGUAAGAGCAGGGACUGGAGGAGAGGAGGCUUCUCUGUUUGCAGUUGACAUUUUUAAAAUGUAUGAUAAAUAUGCCCAGCAGAAUGGUUGGAGGUUUGAUGUGCUAGAUGUGGCAGAGUCUGAUCUUAAAGGAUACAAGGAGGCCAGUGCAGCAAUAUCUGGAGUUGGUGUUUAUGGGAAAUUAAAAUUUGAAAGUGGAAUUCAUAGAGUGCAGCGAGUUCCUGUGACAGAAAAAUCUGGUCGUGUGCAUACAAGUGCUGUAUCUGUUGCAAUACUUCCUCAGGCAGAUCAGGUAGAUGUGCAGCUGAGGAAUGAAGACUUGAGAAUCGAUACAUACAGAUCUGGUGGUUCAGGGGGUCAGCAUGCUAAUACAACUAACAGUGCUGUUAGGAUUACUCACAUUCCAUCUGGGUUGACAGUUGCCAUACAAGAUGAACGGUCUCAACACAUGAACAAGAGUAAAGCACUUAAAGUGCUGUGUGCAAAGUUAUAUGAAAUGGAAAGAUCAAGAGCUCACUCACUCCGAUCAAAGCUUCGAUUGGAGCAGAUUGGUAGUGGAGACCGCUCAGAACGUAUUCGGACAUACAACUUUCCUCAAGGGCGGGUUACUGAUCACCGCGUUGGCAUCACUAGUCAUUCUAUGGAUGAGAUAAUGCAGGGCCAGGGCUUGGAUACUUUCAUUGAUGCUCUACUUUUGCAGCAGGAAAUGGAAGCUAUUGCAUCUUUUAGCUCUGUUCACUCUUGAUGGUUUAUUUCAUCUUUCUAGAAGAAGUAAUCUGCUUCAAUAUUCGCUCCACAGUAUAUUUAGCCAGGUUUUAUUGCAAGGAAUAAAAUGGUUCAUAUCUUGUUUGUGUUUAGGGUUUAUAUCACCCAUUGUCAGGAAAGUGAAGAAGCACUGCAAUCAUUUAUACUGUUAAGAAGCUAAUUUAGCUCAUGGGCUAAAGCUAAACUUAGAGCCUGCUAUUGGAGAGGGAUGAUAUGCUGAAUGCUUUCUUUUUCAAAAUUAAGUCUCAUGGACCACGUAGAUACAUCAGUAUAGUUGAGUGCUGGAGAUUCCCUGAAACCCCUGUCUGUUAGUGUAUUGGGGUUAAUUCAGAAUGGUAGCAUGAACUGAAUACAUACAUUAUAAACAAAGUUCUUGAUUUAUGAUUUGGUUUUACUACA
Messenger RNA from Coffea eugenioides, 1784 nucleotides. RefSeq names its product peptide chain release factor 1. Lineage: Eukaryota; Viridiplantae; Streptophyta; Magnoliopsida; Gentianales; Rubiaceae. Gene Ontology annotation, biological process: translational termination. The record is from RefSeq and is a predicted model, not a curated record. The transcript has 11 exons. Gene Ontology annotation, molecular function: translation release factor activity, codon specific. Bases 40 to 1365 code for a protein of 441 amino acids.